UUUGUUCAGCUACCAACCAAGAUCUUUGAAUUAUAUUUUCAAAAGUAGAAGAAAUGCCGAAGCGGAAAGUUCACGACGCCUUCUCGAAAAGCGAAGGCGGCCGAGGCGUUGAUUCCGACAGCGAGAGUUCCUCGUCAACAGACCGCUCCGACCCGGGAGGCUAUCGCCGAGUCUCCGGCGAUCGUCCCCUUCUACCAUCCGCCAACAACUACAACAUGAACAUGGACUCCAACAUCACCUACGAGCUUGACUCUCAGGGUAUCCCUCGGCAGCGCGGUGCCGCCAACGCCCGGGAGCGCGACCGGACUCAUAGCGUCAACAGCGCCUUCGUGCAGUUACGAGAUCUUAUCCCCACUGAACCCAGGGAUCGAAAACUUUCUAAAAUCGAGACCCUAAGGUUAGCGACAAGUUAUAUCAACCAUUUAGGUACUCUUCUUCUCGUCGGGGAUGAGGAGAUUGAACAGCCGUGCAUGCAUAGGGCCAUGCUCCGACCUGGUAGCGAGGCAGGCCCUAGGAUUAUCUGUACCUUCUGCCUGCAGAAUCAUAUGAGCAAUAUGAGGAACAGAGCUGUCAUGAACGUACACCAUCAGCACAUGCGACCGUUGGACAUGGAAGCUAUGAUGGCCCACCGGCAUCCCACACACAUGAUGAGAUAAGAUGGAUCCUUCCCACAUAAUAAAUUCUCUAUCACCUCAUGACUCCAGCAAAGACUGUGGAAAAGCGGCUGCAUGGUUUUAGGGUGGAUGCCUCCAACAUCACGGGCUCAACUAAACUCAUGACUCUAGCAAAUGCUAUCGGAAAACUGAUGUAUGCUUCUUGGGUAGAUCCUUCCCACAUCUCAGGCUCAACUAAAUUCAUGACUCCAGCAUAGGCUAGUAUGGGAAAACGGAUGAAUGCUUCUUGGGUAUAUGCUCCCUAAAUCACAGGCUCGACCAACUCGUUAAUCCAUCUGCUGCAAAUAAUAUAUGAAGACCACUACAGGUUUAUAGAGAGCUAAGAUCACAAAGAUGGAUGCCUCCCAUAUCACAGGCUCAACACAUCUCAUGACUCAUGAUUUCAACGAACUGAUGUGCUUUUUAUUUGGAGGCC
Messenger RNA from Strongylocentrotus purpuratus (purple sea urchin), 1089 nucleotides. RefSeq names its product basic helix-loop-helix transcription factor scleraxis. Gene Ontology annotation, biological process: developmental process; regulation of transcription by RNA polymerase II. Bases 54 to 656 code for a protein of 200 amino acids. Lineage: Eukaryota; Metazoa; Echinodermata; Echinoidea; Camarodonta; Strongylocentrotidae. The transcript has 2 exons. Gene Ontology annotation, molecular function: RNA polymerase II transcription regulatory region sequence-specific DNA binding; protein dimerization activity; DNA-binding transcription factor activity, RNA polymerase II-specific. The record is from RefSeq and is a predicted model, not a curated record.